GUCUACGCUAAAACCAACUGUGAUGGCUUUAAGCAUGAAGGCUUCAAUUAAAGUACAAUUACAUAUCCCUCUUACAACAUGCAGAAGGAGUUAUUAGAAGAAUUUUAUGAUGAUUGCGGUGUUACACCCGAAAUGCUCUCCUACAUAGAGGCCCAUGCAACUGGUACUCCGGUAGGAGAUCCGGUAGAAGUAGACGCUAUCGAUCAAGAAUUAUGCUUAAAAAGAACCAGUCCUUUAUUAACGGGCUCGGUGAAAUCAAAUCUUGGCCAUUCGGAGCCUUCCAGUGGUCUCUGUCAAGUGGCAAAGGUAUGUGAAUAUAUUUGUUUUAACGGUGCCUUUAAAAGUUAA
Molecule: messenger RNA, 348 nt
Organism: Dinoponera quadriceps
Lineage: Eukaryota; Metazoa; Arthropoda; Insecta; Hymenoptera; Formicidae
Product: fatty acid synthase-like
Biological process (GO): fatty acid biosynthetic process
Molecular function (GO): fatty acid synthase activity
Source: RefSeq, a predicted model, not a curated record